AUGGUUUCACUUUGCCCCGGAAACUGAAUAGGAAACGUAGCAGCGAUGGAGGGAGGCAGAAUUUCUUCGUGCUUGAUGCAGAAGGGAGAUGCGGAAGGCCAAAAUCCGUCUUGGCUACUCUUACAUCGCUCGAGUCGCUCGUCUUGCUUACACGGAAUUUCAAUAUAUUCAAAAUGAUUCAUGUUUUAGAGGAAUGCCAACUUCCAUGAUGAUGUGAGCUUUCGUUGGCGGGAGAGACUUCGCGCAUAACAGAUCGAGCAAGCCUCAAGAAUGAUCCCACUUUAACUCGGGUUGGACUACUGUUGGAGUUGGAUGAAAUGGAAAGACUGGUGCGGAAAUAUGAGCAGAGAUUUCGCAGAGUCAAGGAAGAAAUGAGCACCUGGGAUGCGCUUCACGGUCGACUUGUCAAGCAGUAUAGUAAUGCUGCAGCAAUUCUGGACAGGCUUCCGGUGCUUGUUGCGGUGGAAAAUUAUGGUGUCCUAGGAAACGAGUUGUCUAUGGCAAGAGAUUUGCCCGCGGCUCAAGUGGAAUCUUUGGAGCUUCUUUUUAGGGCUAUGACGAACACUCUGAGUGACUUGAGCCGAGUCGUAGCCGCCUUGGAGAAAGUCUGGCGUGAUGGGUGUCAGCUACUUAAAGCUGAAAGGCAGCAGCCUACCGCCUCUCAAAUGCAGCAGAGGGUAGGGCCGAGGCCCAGUCUUCAAGAUUGUGUCAAUGGUCUUCACACUUUGUACCAAAUGCAUUUUGACGAGUAUAAUCUGAAGGUUGCAAUUGUGUCUUCGCUAACCUAUGGAUCGAGGGGAGAGGAUGUGAGUGCAUUGCAGACUCUGUUGGUUGAUCAACCAAACAUUCCUUCAACGGAAGUGCGGUACAUAUUCGAUCUCAUUGAUGGAGGGGAAGGAAAGUGAAAUUGAUAUGGACAACCCGAAACUCGACUCCUCAUUACAAAACUCUGCAUCGUGCCCUGACACGCCUUUCGGCUUCGACAUUCUCUCCACCCUACCUGGACAAUUAUAAGCAAAGGGUGCUUAUGUUCGAAUGUGGGAACGAGCAAAUAGCGGUCAGGAAUCCGCCUUGUUGCUGAACUCUGCAAUGUGCCCUGACACGCCUUUCGGCUUCGACAUUCUCUCCACCAUACUUGGACAAAUGGUUGGCACAAUUGUAGCAAGUUGGAGAUGGCAGCUGCUGCCUCCUUAAUCAGUUCCAGCUUUGAAACCACCUCAAAGUCUCUCUGCCACAUACGUUCUCUAAUUAGCUGCAGUGUAGACUAAUGUAUGAUGUGUUGCCGUCUCUCGCCCAUCAAUUUCUCCCAUUUUUAAGGCCCUAGGAGAGGGCCUUUGAAAUCGUUGUCCCGUCACAUGUACAAAAAGGAAUACAAAUUAAUCGAAUUAUAAUCAGUUUGGCAUGUGGACGCCCAAUGGAUUUGUGAGUGUUGCCA
Messenger RNA from Marchantia polymorpha subsp. ruderalis, 1435 nucleotides. The record is from the annotation of a GenBank genome assembly. NCBI's taxonomy places the organism in Eukaryota, Viridiplantae, Streptophyta, Marchantiopsida, Marchantiales, Marchantiaceae.